AUGGCGCCAGACUCUUCAGCUCCCAUAGUGCUCGGUAGAGUCCUGAUCGUGGGAGGCUGCGGCUUCCUGGGCUACCAUGUGGUGGACCAAUUCCUUAACUUUGCCUCUGAAGAAGAUCUUCCUCUGCCUAAGCCUGCUACCUCGACGCGAACGUCGAAGCCUGAUGCAGCAUCCUUCGAAUUCCCCACUCUACGCUCGCGAUACCCCUUGUAUGCAAAGACAGAAGUACACGUCCUUGACCUCAGAUGUAAUCGCAACCGUCUACCAGGCGCCACUUACCACGAAGGAGACCUCUGCGACCCUGCGUCCCUCCUCCCUGUCUUUCGGGAGGUGAAGCCUCAAGUCGUUAUCAACACCGCUUCGCCCACCUAUGACGCGCCACGUGAGAUCCUGCGGAAAGUCAACAUUGAAGGGACAAAAACUCUGCUAGAAGUUGCUGGAGGCGCGCAUGGAGACUGGGGUGGUAAAUGCAAGGCAUUCGUACAUACAAGCUCGAGCUCGGUGGUCCAUGAUUGUCUUAAUGACCUGAUCAAUGCCGAUGAGAGGUGGCCACUUGUGCGACCACAUCCCGUAGAAUACUACACAGAAAGCAAGGCUGAUGCCGAAGAGAUUGUGCUGGAAGCAAACAAAAAGCAUAACGACAUGUUAACCUGCGCCAUCCGACCUGCAGGAAUUGUUGGCGAGAGAGAUCGCGCCGGUAUGACAGACGCUCUCCUCCAGACCGCUGCUCAUGCACCGGACUGGCAACUACACUUUCAGUUCGGCGAGGGCAACAAUCUCUUCGACUGUACCUAUGUCGGCAACGUCGCGUAUGGCCUAGCUGUAGCAGCCGAAGCUCUCUUGCACACUUCUGCGCGGAUAGCGGCUGGCGAAGCCGUCCCGUUGGAUCACGAGAAGGUCGACGGCGAAGCUUUCAUCGUUACGAAUGAUUCCCCAGCCUACUUCUGGGAUAUCGCACGCUACGUUUGGACAUUGUAUGGCCGAACUGUAUCUAUGAGCAAAGUAUGGCAGCUAUCUAAGGGGUUCUUGUUGCCUGUUGGUGCACUCGCCGAGAUGAGCACGUAUAUCACUGGAAAAAAGACAAAGAUGACAAGACAGUCCAUCAGGUAUGCUACCAUGCAACGAUAUUUCAACUGUGAUAAGCUGAAGAGGAGAUGUGGGUAUACCCCUCUUGUUGGGCUGGAGGAAGGCCUUGCCCGGGCGGUGAAGAGCUUUGUGCUGAGCGAGAGGGCGGAGAAGGAAGCGCUGGGUGGUGAGAAGAAGGUGCAGUAG
Molecule: messenger RNA, 1272 nt
Organism: Endocarpon pusillum Z07020
Lineage: Eukaryota; Fungi; Ascomycota; Eurotiomycetes; Verrucariales; Verrucariaceae
Exons: 2
Coding region: 1-1272 (423 amino acids)
Biological process (GO): steroid biosynthetic process
Molecular function (GO): 3-beta-hydroxy-Delta5-steroid dehydrogenase (NAD+) activity
Source: RefSeq, a predicted model, not a curated record